Macrobrachium nipponense is the source of this 1377-nucleotide messenger RNA. RefSeq lists its product as uncharacterized. The coding region runs from base 541 to 1071 and encodes 176 amino acids. NCBI's taxonomy places the organism in Eukaryota, Metazoa, Arthropoda, Malacostraca, Decapoda, Palaemonidae. The transcript has 4 exons. The record is from RefSeq and is a predicted model, not a curated record.
ACUUGGAACUGAUAUCUACGAUAACGUUUUCAUUAACUAUGAAAUGAUUGUGCCCUUACCUUCAAAACUUGAUUUUGAUAAUUUAUUACAGCAUCAUAUCUUAUAUGGUUUGACAUAUCGUAUUGUUUUUUUAUAAUUAUAGAUAUUACAAAUAUACUUCAGAUUUUACAAAAAAUAUUAAACAGAGUGAAUCCAAGAACUUCCAGAGUCCAGACUCCAGAGUCCAGAGUUAAGACUGCAGACAACACAAUGGCGGCUUUCUUACUUCGUCUUAACUGAAAUCUUGAACAAUGCAGGAAUUGGGAGCCGAUAAACUUGGGAGCACAAACCAGACGACGCCAUCUUUUAAGUGAAUCUUUUAAAACCAUAUCAUCUUCAAGGAACCUUCCGACGUCUCCGCCACCCUACCGGAAGUUGGUACGACUUUCGGUCGAGAAGUGCCCAGGGCACCAGCUUGGUCUGGAACCUCAUACAACUGUUGAGAUUCAUCAUCGACGAAUCCGGAGCCAUCUUCGCUUUGUUCGGACAGUGAAAGGAGUUAUGGAGGCUGGGGCUCAUUCCUGGCCAGUCGUGGAGGUGGUGGUAAGGGCCUCCCAACCUUCUCUACCCACAUGCCUUCUGUGCCUAUCCAGCCUUUGGACCAUCUUGAGGUGGCCAGGUCUAGAACAUCACAAGAAGUUGCUGCGACACCAGAAGUCUUCAAUUACAAUAGAAAAUAAAAACCUGACCCUUACUUUUACAAUAACAAAAGGUUCCAAGAAGUUGCCCGAUAUCCAGAUGUCCCUAAUGUUCGAUGAUGCUGUCGGAACAACCUGCAAGCUUUUCAACUUGAUGCACGAUAUGAAUACAAUCAGAGAACUCACACGCGUGGCCUUUGGGGGCAGCGUGUGCCUGCAUCGGGUUCAGGAGAGAUUUUUUGCUCAAAUCAAAACAAAGAGCAAUGAAGGAGAAUGGGAUGCGAACCCUUUGGAAUCUGAAAUCUCAAAUCAAAACAAAGAGCAACGAAGGGGAAAUGGAGGCGAAGCAAGGUCAUGGGCGAACCCAUUGGGAUCUGAAACCUUUCACAUCUAACUCCUUCGAAAUUACGUGCGGGGCGAGAAUAAUUCCUAUCAUUUACUACUGGCGUGAGGAACCAUGACUGAAGGAGCACAGCAGAAAGAAGACAUUAUGGAGACUUAUCCAAAGUAAAUGUCAAAAUAUGGUCAAAAUUUAGUGCUGCUACAUUGGCCAUUUGAGGUCAUUCAACAGGUAAUUAGAAUAGCAAUUUCUAUUGGUACUUUAAUUACUAUUCCUCGCAAUAUAGACGUUUUACCUAUGAUACCUAACAGGAAGGCCGCGUCAUUUCUAAAAAAAUAAUGAGAUGUAACUUUGUAUAUU